AAAUGCACUUUUUUUUACCUACUUGAUAAAAUUUGUUAUAAAUUUAGUUUUAUAAAUUUAUAAAUAAAAAAAACUAAUAAAAAUAACAAAUAAAUAAAUAAAAAUUUCUGUUUUUGGUUAUUUUGAAUAUAAUGAAGUGAAUGUGUUUUGCAAAUAAAGAUCGUUUAUUUAUCAGAAUGUCCCGUGGCAAAUCUCGUCUACAAGCUGAAAUUUGUGGCGAUUGUGGAGCAUCUGAUCCUUCAUGGGCUUCUGUAAAUCGUGGUAUCCUCUUGUGUUCCGAUUGUUGUUCAGUCCAUCGAAGUCUUGGGCGUCACAUUUCCGUUGUCAAAUCAUUGCGACAAGGCCAUUGGUGUCCUUCUGUUUUGAAUUUUGUCAAUUCACUUAAUGCGCAUGGCGCAAACAGUGUUUGGGAACAUUGUUUGCUCGAUCCGACUGGAAAAGCUCCAUCACGUCGCAAACCAACUCCCAAAGAUCCCCUCCAUCCGACUAAAUCGGAUUUCAUCAAAGCAAAACAUGUAAAUUUGUCUUUUGUAUUGAAACCAAAUUUACAAGAUGACGACAGUUUCAAUGGCAAUUUAGAAACUGAACUAAGCAAACAAUUGCAUGCAAGUGUUAGGACAAGUAAUUUGGAGACAUCUUUGCGUUUAUUAGUUCAAGGAGCUGAUCCAAAUUAUUUUCAUGAGGAAAAGAAAUCAAAUCCUUUGCAUGUUGCAGCUAAAUUUGGUCAGGCUUCGCAAAUUGAAUUGCUUAUUAUUUAUGGAGCUGAUUUGAAUGCUUUGGAUGGAAAUGGUUGUAGUUCGUAUGAAGUGGCUAAAGCUAAUAAUCAUAAUAUUAUUGCUGAAAGACUUGUUGAGGCUAUGUAUGAUGUCACUGAUCGGAUAACAAUGUUCUUGGGUGGCAAGAGACCCGAUCAUGCUAAUGGAAAGCAUAUUUGCAUACCAGACUCGAAUAACUCGGAAAUUAGUGAGCAAUUGAAGAUUGCUCGGGGAAGACUGCAACUUGUGCCAAAUAAAAUGUUUGAAGAGCUUGUUAUGGAUUUGUAUGAUGAAGUUGAUCGUCGCGAGAGUGAAGCAAUUUGGGCAACAACUGCAUUGAAUCCGGAAAAUGUUGCAGUACCAUUUUUACCAGCAAAUCCAUUUCUAAGUGCCACUCGUAAUCAGGGUCGUCAAAAACUAGCCCGAUUCAGUCCAUUGGAAUUUGCUGGCCUUUUAACUGAUGUACUCAUAGAUGCUCGACGUCGUCAAAACAUGGCCAAUUUGCGACCAUUAGAUAAUAUAAAUCAACCAUUAAAACAACAAACAUCUUACAUUGAUGAUCCGAAUCUCUCCGACGAUGAACCAAUAUAUGAUCCGGUUGCUUCUGAUGAAGAUUAUGCACCAGUUGCAUCAAUUGUUCAGCAGAACCACCAUUCGUCUAUGGUUGGGACACGUCCAGCAGACGUUUACGAAAUGGAAACUUUGCGCAAAAAAUUAAAUCAAUACGAAUCGGAAAUCAAUCAAUUGAAGAAUGUUGUUGAAAAAUUAUCCACAGAAAACACUGAAUUGAAAUCCAAGUUUUCCAGUGUUAAUUUCAAUAUUUACGAUGAGCCAUUACGUAUUGAUUUGAAUGGAACCGAAACAGAAAAUGAACCAGUUCUGGACGGUUCGGGUUCAGGUUCUGGUAGUAAUCAAUCCACUUCUAAGCGUCCUGCUAGUAUGUACGAAAGGCGUUUAGUGUCGUUCAAUAAACCACCAGAUUGUCGAACUACAACGAGUAUGUAUCAAAUGGCUGGAGAUAAGCCAUUUGGCGAAGAAGUCAAGCAUCGAACAGACUUGGUAACUCGACGUCUGAAAGAACUUUGCAUUGCAAUGCUUGAUACAUCGACAAAAGAUGCAUUUGUACCGUGUGCAGAGCGUAUCCGAGUGGCAGUUGAUGAAUUAACUGCAAUUUUCAGAACUCCCAAUUAUAACGAAUCAAUUCGUGAGGCUUUAAAGCAACUAAGUUCGUAUAAUUCUCAAAUUCAACGGGAAUGUGAACACUUGCAGGAAGCAAUCAACAAAGCAGAUUCACCAGCUAUAGAAGCUUAUAUGAAAGAAGUUCGAGAAUGUGCAUUUUACAUAGCCAGCGCAACAAAAGCACUUUAUGUGCAAUUUGAAUAGUUUAAAUAUUUUGAUUCUUCGAGUAUUCUUUUAUCGACAUUUAUUUGUAUCUUAUGCAUUUUAAAUAACCUUAAGAGACAAAAUAUAGUUUAUUACUAAUUAAUAUUUAA
Messenger RNA from Episyrphus balteatus (marmalade hoverfly), 2248 nucleotides. It is a transcript of the gene Git, whose product is annotated as ARF GTPase-activating protein Git. Gene Ontology annotation, molecular function: GTPase activator activity; protein binding. NCBI's taxonomy places the organism in Eukaryota, Metazoa, Arthropoda, Insecta, Diptera, Syrphidae. The transcript has 8 exons. The record is from RefSeq and is a predicted model, not a curated record. Bases 141 to 2138 code for a protein of 665 amino acids. Gene Ontology annotation, biological process: brain development; regulation of ARF protein signal transduction.